GUCAAAUUGGCGUCAUGCAAACUGUCAACAGAGACUGGAGUGAAGCAAAGCAGCAACGGCUGCAGCGAAAGCCCUUCCAGUGACACCGGAAAGAAGUAAAUAGAGGAGAGAAAACCACCUCAGAUGACAACUAGGAAGGGAGGAAGUGACAAGAAACUAAGCUGCAUAUUAUUCUAAGGACUCAUCGUCUUUAAUGCAAAUGGGUGAAAGGAUUGUAAUCUUCUAACUGGAGCUUGUUGCUGAACAGGAUCACAGUCGGCUGAGUGGAUAUGAGGAAAUAAAAGACGGACCAGCACUGCAGCUUCUCUCACAUCGUUUCAUUUAAUCUCCCGUCCUUAAUUUCUCACCGCCGCGGCCGUCUCUGCUCUGCAGUCCGAGCAGCGGGGGCUCGUCCCUCUCCGCAGGUCCCCCCCCCCCCCAUCGGCGGCCCGCUCUGGCCGUUUGUCGGUGUCUGAUGGCGCGGUGGGACGCUAAGGGCUGCUGCGGGAGACUGUGAUGUCAGAGCCCAACAGCCCGGGCGAGAGCCAGCGUGGCGCUCCCAGAUUCUUCGUGGGCUGCGAGGACGAUGAGAGCGAGGUGCAGGAGGACAGCAUGAGGACAGACAUGGAGCUGUUUGAGGACGACGGAGACACCGACUCGCCCCCGGAGCGACAGAUCGUGGUGGGGAUCUGUUGCAUGAUGAAGAAGUCCAAGUCCAAGCCGAUGACCCAGAUUCUGGAGAGGCUGUGCAGGUUUGAGUACAUCACCGUGGUCAUCUUCCCAGAGGACGUCAUCCUCAACGAGCCUGUGGACAAAUGGCCUCUGUGUGACUGCCUCAUCUCCUUCCACUCCAAAGGGUUCCCUCUGGACAAGGCAGUGAGCUACGCCAAGCUGAGGAACCCUCUGCAUAUCAACGACCUGAACAUGCAGUACUACAUCCAGGACAGGAGAGAAGUGUAUCGUAUCCUGCAGGAGGAGGGGAUCGAGCUGCCGCGCUAUGCUGUGCUGAACCGUGACCCAGAUAAACCAGAUGAGUGCAACCUGGUGGAAGGAGAGGACCACGUGGAGGUGAACGGGGAGAUCUUCCAGAAGCCCUUUGUGGAGAAGCCUGUAUGUGCCGAAGACCACAACGUCUACAUCUACUACCCAACGUCUGCAGGAGGAGGCAGCCAGAGACUCUUCAGAAAGAUUGGGAGCCGCAGCAGCGUCUACUCUCCAGAGAGCAGCGUGAGGAAGACGGGCUCUUACAUCUAUGAAGAGUUCAUGCCAACCGAUGGCACCGAUGUUAAGGUCUACACCGUCGGGCCGGACUACGCUCACGCCGAGGCCCGGAAGUCUCCGGCUCUGGACGGGAAGGUGGAGAGAGACAGCGAGGGGAAGGAGGUCCGUUACCCCGUCAUGCUCUCAGCCAUGGAGAAGCUGGUGGCCCGGAAAGUCUGCCUGGCGUUUAAGCAAACCGUGUGCGGCUUUGACCUCCUCCGGGCCAACGGCCACUCCUACGUUUGUGACGUGAACGGUUUCAGCUUCGUCAAGAACUCGAUGAAAUACUACGACGACUGCGCCAAGAUCCUCGGAAACAUCGUUAUGCGAGAGCUGGCCCCUCAGUUCCAGAUUCCUUGGUCAAUCCCGACGGAGGCAGAGGACAUCCCGAUCGUGCCCACCACCUCAGGGACCAUGAUGGAGCUGCGCUGCGUCAUCGCCGUCAUCCGUCACGGAGACCGAACUCCCAAACAGAAGAUGAAGAUGGAAGUUCGUAACCCCAUGUUCUUUGAUCUGUUUGAAAAAUACGAAGGGUACAAAACGGGGAAGUUGAAGCUCAAGAAGCCGAAACAGCUGCAGGAGGUGCUGGACAUCACCCGGAUGCUGUUGGUGGAACUGGGACAGCACAACGACUGUGAGAUUGAAGAGAAGAAGUGCAAACUGGAGCAGCUGAAGACGGUUUUAGAAAUGUACGGUCACUUUUCGGGGAUCAACAGAAAAGUGCAGCUGACUUACCUGCCCCAUGGGCAGCCCAAGACCUCAAGCGAGGAGGAAGACACGCGUAAGGAGGGUCCGUCUCUGCUGCUGGUGCUGAAGUGGGGAGGAGAGCUGACUCCUGCUGGCAGAGUGCAAGCUGAGGAGCUGGGGAGAGCCUUCCGCUGCAUGUACCCUGGAGGACAAGGAGACUAUGCCGGAUUCCCAGGCUGCGGGUUGCUACGCUUACACAGCACGUACAGACACGACCUGAAGAUCUACGCGUCUGACGAAGGCAGGGUGCAGAUGACCGCCGCCGCCUUUGCAAAGGGCUUGCUGGCUCUGGAGGGGGAGCUGACGCCCAUCCUGGUGCAGAUGGUGAAGAGCGCCAACAUGAACGGGCUGCUGGACAGCGACAGCGACUCGCUGAGCAGCUGCCAGCACCGCGUCAAGGCCCGGCUCCAUGAAAUCCUGCAGCGCGACAGGGAGUUCAACGACGAGGACUAUGACCGGCUGGCUCCAACCUGUGGCGCUUCGGUGGUGAAUUCAAUGAAAAUGGUGACGAACCCGGUGGCCACAUGCGACCAGGUCUACGCCCUCAUUCAGAGUCUCACCUCACAGAUCCGCACCAGAAUGGAAGACCCAAAAUCCGCCGGUAUAAAGAAGAGAAAUCCUUACUUCUGCGUUCAGUUUCCUUCAGCUACAUGUCUUUAUUUAGCCAGACGUGUCCCCCCCCCCCCCCCCCCCCCCCCCCCCCUCCCAGACCUGCAGCUCUACCACAGUGAGACCCUGGAGCUGAUGCUGCAGCGCUGGUCCAAGCUGGAGAGAGACUUCCGCAUGAAGAACGGCCGCUACGACAUCAGCAAAAUCCCCGACAUCUACGACUGCGUGAAGUACGACGUCAUCCACAACGCCUCCCUGGGCCUGCAGGACACGCAGGAGCUGUUCCGACUGUCCCGAGCUCUGGCCGACAUCGUUAUCCCACAGGAAUAUGGCAUAAAUAAAGCUGAGAAACUGGACAUAGCUUAUGCUUACUGCCUCCCGCUGGUCAGAAAGAUCCAGCUGGACCUGCAGAGGACGCACGGGGACGAGUUUGUCAAUAAGCUGCAUCCUCUGUAUUCCCGUGGCGUGCUGUCACCCGGUCGUCACGUCAGGACUCGGUUAUAUUUCACCAGCGAGAGCCACGUCCACUCGCUGCUCAGCAUUUUCCGAUACGGAGGCCUGCUUGAUGAGGAGAAGGACCAGCAGUGGAAACGGGCCAUGGACUACCUCAGCGCCGUCUCCGAACUCAACUACAUGACGCAGAUUGUCAUCAUGCUUUAUGAGGACAACAAUAAGGACAUUUCGUCUGAGGAACGGUUCCACGUGGAGCUCCACUUUAGCCCCGGUGUUAAAGGCGUUGAAGAGGAAGAGCACGCCCCGACCGGCUUCGGCUUCAGACCCGCCUCAGCAGAGGUGCUGCGACAGAACGGGCAGAAAAAGCCAGACCCGGGCAGUCUGGAGGACCUAACACGGGACGAACCGGACCGCGCCGUGCCCAGCUGUGAGCCCAUCACCAUUCAGAGGAAGUCUCCACUCAUUCGCAAUCACAAGACCGGAUCGAUGGAGGUCCUCUCGGAAACGUCGUCCUCUAAAGUUGGCAGUUAUCGUCUCUUCUCCUUCUGCCCACGUCAGUCUCCCGAGAUGAAACAAAGCGGACUAGGCUCUCAGUGUGCCGGACUCUUCAGCACCACCGUCCUCGGUGGCUCCUCUAGUGCACCUAACCUGCAGGACUACGCACGUGCACACCGCAAAAAAUUCUCCACCGGCAGUCUGUCCUACAAAGACGAGUUGUUGUCUAUGCCGGCAGUAAAGCGAUUUUCUGUGUCGUUUGCAAAGCAUCCGACUAAUGGGACACAAGACGACUCGUCCGCCGUUGCAUCGUCUCCGUCCUGCUUGUGCUCUUCGACAGAGCCCUUGGAGGAACACCAUGUGGCCCAGUUGUUGAGGUUUUUAUCCACCGACCUCAGCUUGGGCCGCCGCCAGCUCUCUCUGGACCACACGCUGGCCCACCACCUCCACCAGUGCUCCUACCACCUCCGCCUCUUCCGAAACUGGCUCGUCUCCGGCCAGGACGCCCUAGAGUGCCUCCACGGCUUCGAAGGCUGCUCCAUGGUGCCCUCCAUCUAUCCUCUGGAGACGCUGCACAACUCGCUGUCGCUCAAGCAGGUCAACGAGUUCCUCACCAGCGUCUGCGAGAGCGCCGGAGAUCCGCACACCAGAACCUCCAGAGCUCUGUCGGCCAUGUUGGGCGCACACAAUCAGCCGUCGGUGGACUCCUACAUCCCUCAGAGGGUCCUGACUUCCUCCAUGUCGCUCAGAUCUCGUUCUGACAGACCUCCAUGGUACAGCAGCGGCCCGUCCAGCACGGUUUCCAGCGCUGGACCGUCCUCCCCCACCACCGCAGACACUUCUCCACGGUUCAGCUUCAGCGAUAAGGUCUCCCUCACCCCGCAGAGCAGCGAGGAGACCCACGCUUCCCAGAACGUGUCCGCCCAGCCACCGUCUGCCGUCGACCCAACAGGUCCCGCUGGGUUAAACCCCGCUGAAGUGCCCCUGACUCCAAACAACUCCCCAGAGGAGGAGGCUGAGCCCAGUGGCGGUACUGACAAGCAGCCUGACGAUCCUGAACCCCCGUCUGACAGGCAGGAGGUUUCUUCCCUGCCGUUAGACCCCUCCGGUGUUCUGGUCUCAGAUCCAGCGCUGAGGCCUCCCUGCGUGGCUCUGGCAGAGCUCAGUCUGGGUCGCAUGGAGGGCUACUGCCUCCCCGGCUCUCUGCCGGUGCUGCUGGAGCUCAGGGAGAGCAGCAGCGAGGCUGGCUCUAGCUCGCAGACGCCCCAGUCCCCCGAGGGCCCGGACGAGUUCUUUGACACGCAGGAGUCUAUGGAGCUGUGGACGGACAGUCCGGAACACGUCCCGCACCCGGACGCACCUCAGGACACGGAACCGGUUCAGCCGGCAGAGCCGUAAACGAGCAGCUGCUUCAAGCCCCAAUCAACGAAGACUGUAGCAUCGGGUCCUUUUCUCUCUUCCAGCUGACGACCCCCCCGUUACGCCACAGAACCUCGACUGACUGGUCCAGUUCAUCUGUCUGUGCACAUUUCGUUCUGAGCUGAAGUCUGUAUUUGACUUUAAGCUCAUCUGUUACACUCACAUGCGUUCAUGGAAACUUUCUUUUAAACACUUCUGAUCAUUUUGGAGGAGAGCAGAAACGCUGAAACCUCCUGGGAGACUCUCAUCAAACUAAAACGUGAUAAAAGCUGCAGAGAACGGGCAGAAUAUAACAAUAAUCAUAUAAUGUUGAUUUGUUUUUAAACUUAUGUUGUACCGUAGAGACGCAGAUUUAUCUCGUUUGUGAUCCACUGAGCGUAUGUCUUGUCUUUAAGAGCCGCAGCCACGACGUUUAAGCCUUUUUAGUGCCAGCUUUCGUGUCGUCUGUUACAUUCAUGAGGAUUUUUCAGGUUUGGAGGCGGCUGCGCUCGUUUCUCGCUCAGAGGGGCUGGUUUCGGUUCUGGAUGGCGUUUCUGAGGAGCGGAGUCUUCCUCGGUGUUACUCUUCAGUCUUAAGGUCACACGUGUGCACCGCUAAACGCCAAAGUCCUUAACCCUCAGUGAAGGUUUCACUUACGAAGAAAGACAUUUAUUUUGAAAAGGCAUUUAAAAAAGAGAAAUCUGUAUUUUUUAAAAACCUGCACAUUAGAUAUUUAACUGUAUAGUUUAUGCAUAGUUAUUUCAUCCUGGCUUCGGGUGUGUGUAUAUUUAUGCUAAAACACAUUCAAGCCUCAUUUUAUCACUGAACAAAAAGGAGGGCAUUUUACGUUCAAUGUGCUUUUAUUGUGGCGAGCAGCUAUGUUGUGUGUGCAGAAGGGAGCAUGUCUGCUUCAGAAGCUAUUCCAUGGAGGCAACGCUGUGUGCUGCUGUGGUACAUCUUGAUGAACUGUAGAGAGGAAAUGCAAACUGUGACCUUACCUGACUGUGUGUCCAGAUACCAAUCUGUUUGUGAACUUUCUGGUCAAUUAACUCAAAUAAACCUUUGAACAGUUGUAAUCGU
Molecule: messenger RNA, 6021 nt
Organism: Fundulus heteroclitus (mummichog)
Lineage: Eukaryota; Metazoa; Chordata; Actinopteri; Cyprinodontiformes; Fundulidae
Gene: ppip5k1a
Product: diphosphoinositol pentakisphosphate kinase 1a
Exons: 32
Coding region: 496-4941 (1481 amino acids)
Biological process (GO): inositol phosphate biosynthetic process; inositol metabolic process
Cellular component (GO): cytosol
Molecular function (GO): diphosphoinositol pentakisphosphate kinase activity; inositol hexakisphosphate kinase activity; 5-diphosphoinositol pentakisphosphate 1-kinase activity
Source: RefSeq, a predicted model, not a curated record